Molecule: messenger RNA, 1671 nt
Organism: Penicillium robsamsonii
Lineage: Eukaryota; Fungi; Ascomycota; Eurotiomycetes; Eurotiales; Aspergillaceae
Product: FAD-binding monooxygenase
Exons: 1
Coding region: 1-1671 (556 amino acids)
Molecular function (GO): FAD binding
Source: RefSeq, a predicted model, not a curated record
AUGACAGGCCCAAUUGAAGAGUCGCACGAGGUGCCCGUUCUCAUCAUUGGAGGCGGACCUGUCGGUCUCACAACCGCUCUCUUACUCGCUCGAUAUGGUAUUGGGAGUAUUAUUGUGGAGCGAUAUCCUGGACGAUUAGGCCAACCAAAGGCUCAUGCAGUCAAUCCUCGCUCCCUCGAGAUCUUACGACAAGCCGGUCUUGACACGGCCCAACUCCGCAAAGUGGCCUCCCGCCCAGUCGAUGCGGGCUUGGUGCGCUUCGGCCUUUCGCCGCUGGGGCUGGAACUUGGAACUCUGCCAUUCGAACGACAAGGGGAGGAAAGCAAAGCAAUUACACCAGAACCCUUAUUCAAUAUUCCCCAACCCGAGCUUGAGGACUGGCUGAUCGAGGUGAUUUCCAAGAACAAGCUCGUCACGCUCAAGCGCGGCGUCCACUGGGAAUCAUGCACUGGCCCACAAGAUGCUUCCUCCAAAGUGGUAUCCCGGAUCAUUGAGAGAGAAACCAAACGCCCCAUCCGAAUCACCAGUAAAUAUCUUUUGGCCUGUGAUGGCGCCCGCUCCGGAGUGAGACAAAAGCUGGAUAUUCCCUUCUCCCCCAUUGCCAAUGGACCCAGCAAGGAGUCCCACCAUCUCACCAUUCACUUCAAAGCGGACCUGACGCAUCUCAAACCGGGCAUCAUCUGGUAUGUCUUUGGGUCUAAGCAACAAGGCGCCUUCCUUGCCUAUGAUCGGUCCAACAGCUGGGUGUAUGUGACGAACUGGAAUGGGGAUGAAAGCUCGAAGGCACAAAUUACGAACGAUUAUUGCACAAAAAUGAUCAACGAAGCAAUGGGUGAAGAAUUUCCCUUUGAAAUCCUCUCGAUUACGAUGUGGACAACUUAUCCCAGGAUCGCGGAAUUUUAUCAGUCAAAGAUCCAGCCGCAGGCAUUCCUCUUGGGAGAUGCAGCUCAUGCAUUCCCACCAACGGGAGGCCUUGGUGUGAAUACAGGGAUUGCAGACGCCCACAAUCUCGCCUGGAAGAUUAAUGCAGUGGAGAGAGGAUGGUCGGAUCAGCGCCUGCUUAACACUUAUAACGGAGAGAGAAGGCCAGUGGCUCUUGCAAAUGCGCACCAAAGUGCGAAAAAUCAGAAGACAGUCUACAGAUUUUUCUCUGCAAGACCCGACGGUGUGACCGACGACGACCUGAAGCGAAACACUGAAUGGAGAAACCAGUUUGCGGUCGACAUAGAAAAUGAUGCGGAACACUUCGACUCGAUAAACUUGCAACUAGGUUAUAUCUACGGUGGCCAGGCUUGGGAUGAUGUGCCAUGCAAUGUGUUCACCCCAACCUGUGUCCCGGGAAUCCGAUUGCCCCACGCUUGGGUGACCUACCAAGGCCGAACUGGAUCUUCAUUGGACCUUGUCGAUGGUAUGGGAUUUACAGUGCUGGGUUCUGCUGACUGCUUGUCUCUAUCUGGCUCCAGCGUGAUUGAGAGUAAAACUUCUGUUGAGGUGAAGAUUCUACGGCUGGGCCAAGACUUUUUCUGUGAUGACAAAACCUGGCUCAACAUGACAGGCCUUUUGGAUCAGAGCAAAGGAGUAUUGGUUAGGCCAGAUCAGCAUGUUCUUGGCGAGGUCAAAUCUGCACAAGAUGUCCAAGACUUGCUUUCUCGGUUCCUCUCAGGCAACUGA